AUGGCGCGCGCGGUGAAGGGCGCGGGGAAGGGCGCCGCGCUGAAGCGAAAAGAUCGCCGCCAGGCUAAGUUCAACCCGGGCGUCGGGCCGCACUCGGUGAAGCCCGUCGGCGGCGCGAGCGCGACCGACGACGCGACCGCGACCGCGACCGCGACCGCGAAGAAGAAGGCUUCGAAGUUCCCGGGGAAGGUGGGCAAGAAGCGCAGGGCGGAGGAGAGAGGCGGCGGCGGCGGCGAGCCGUUCGUGGCGGUGGCGGGGAUGGACGCGCCGAGCGAGGGCGGCGGCGGCGGCGACGGCCGAAAGCGCGCGAAGACGGCGGGACCCCCGGGAGGCUCGGUGAAGACGCUCGGCCUGAGCAAGAAGCACGGCGACAAGGAGAGGCACGCGUUCGCGUCCAAGAGGGAGCAGAGGCAGUGGGCGGAGGAGCAAAAGACGGCGCACAAGCCGAACCACGCGACGAUCGUCGCCGUGGUCGCGCUGUGGGAGAAGAUGCGAAGCGAGAAGAGAUCGAAAUCGACGUCCAAGGAGGAGAGACGAAGGAUCGUGUCGGAUAUUUUCCGACAGUGCAAGGGCAAGAUCGUGGACCUCGCGAAUAAUCACAAAGGUUCGAGGGUGAUUCAGGCGAUCCUGAAGCACGGCGCGAAGGAGGACGUCGACGCCGUGUACGCGGAGUGUAAGGCGCACGUCUCGCCUUUGGCCAAGUCGCUCUACGGGCACUUUCUCGUGAAGCGACUCGUGGACGCGACGCCGAAGGAGAAGCUCCCGGAGCUCCUGAAGAGCGUGAAAGGGACCGUGCGAGCGCUCGCGAGGCACCCGAUCGGGAGCCAGGUCCUGGAGUCGCUGUACUGGCCCGCGCCGAACGCGAUCAAGCGAUCGAUGGAGUGCGAAUUUUACGGCGCCGAGUUCGCGCUCUUCGGCCCCGGCGGCGACGGCGCGUCCGCCGCGGGGGACGCCGCGGUGACGUCGCUUCGCGACGCGAUGCUUCGCAAGCCGCCGGCGCAGAGGCAAGGGAUGCUGCGGCAGAUGAACAAGUGGCUCCUGCCCGUGCUCGAGAAGGGCUUGGUGUCUCCGUCGCUGAUACACAAGGUGUUGGCAGAGUAUCUGGACGUCGCGGGGCCGGGGACGAAGGCGCGUUCUAUACACUGGUCCCCAUACGACCGCUUCGAGGCGGCGCACUCCGUGAGCGGGCCCGCGUGCCUUCGCAUGAUCCACACGAGGGAGGGCGCGCACGCGUUCAACAUGAUGCUCACGCACGCGGGCGCGAGGCAGAGGAAGGUGGUCGUGAAGGCGCUGAAAGGUCAGGUGGGGCGGAUCGUGAGGGACGAUCACGCGUCCAUCGCCGUCGCGUGUCUGCUGGACUGCGUCGACGACACGCGGUUGUCCUCGAAGGUGAUCAUCGCGGAGCUUCGGAACGAGGGGAUCUUCGAGCUCGCGUGCGACCGCGCCGCGCGGAGGGUUCUGUUGCACGCGUUGCGACCGCGAAGCACGCGGUACAUUCACCCGCACGCGCUCGCGACGUUGCCGGACCCGGCGGAAGUGCGGCGAGCGGUGGAGGAGAAUAAGAAGGCGCUCGCGCUCGGCGGCCACGGCGUCGGCGGCGAAGAAGACCGGGACGCUGACGUGGAGGAUGCUGACGUGGAAGAAGACGAAGCGGACGGCGACGACGAGAUGAUGGACGACGAGAUGAUGGACGACGAGUUCGGAGAGGAGGAGGAGGAGGAGGAGCCGCGGAUGACGAAACGUCGGUCGCGCGCCGCGGAGGCGGGCGGCGACGACGACGACGACGACGACGACGACGCCCCCGCGGGCGGCGGCGACGACUCCGUCGACUUUGGCAUCUCGCGCAAGGACGCCGAGACGAGGCGCCGCGAGCUGUUCGGCAAGGAGGGUCACCUCGCGCGGAGUUUGGUCGCGGCGUGCGCGACGAACGCGAGCGCGAUGUUGCGAUCGCCCGAGGCGUGCGACGUCUUGUUCGAAACGUGCUCCGGCGGCGCCGGCGGCGUCGUCGUCGACGGCGUCGGCGUGGAGCAGCUCGCGGAGCUGCACGACGCCGUCGCAGAGGCUGCGCGCGCGUCCGUCGCGGGGGAGGAGCCGGAGGAGGAGGAGGAGGAGGAAGGGGAGGGCGGCGGCGGCGGCGACGAAAAGCCGCGGCUGCCUCUCCACGAGGAUUACUUCUCCACGCGGACGCUCCGCCGCAUGGUCCUGGAAAUCCCCGGGGCGGCGUCCCCAAUCCCCGGGACGGCGUCCGCCGGCGGCUCGGCCGCGGCCGCGGCCGCGGGGACGGGCACGCCGCCGCCGGUCUUCGCGACGUCGCUGUGGGAGAGCGCGGUGUCGCGCGACCCGAACGCGUGGAUCGACGGCCACGGCGCGAAAGUCGUCGCCGCGUUGGCGCGUCAAGUCGCGGACGACGCCGUCGCGGCCGAGGCGAAGAAGGCGAUCGGCGCGCGCGUGAAGAACAAGACCCCGGAGGAGUGGAUCGCGGGGUUUUUUAAGCGCUUCGACAAGAGCAAGAGCAGCAAGGGCGAGGGCGAGGGCGGCGCGAAGAAGAAGGCUGCGGAGAAGAAGGCGGCGGAGAAGCCGGCGACGGAGAAGAAGAAGGACGGAGGAGGAGGACUCGCGCCGGUGAAGACGAAGAAGACCGCGAAGAAGGACGGCGGCGGCGACGACGACGCCGACGCCGCGAAGGCGCCGAAGUCUCCGAAGGAGCUCAAGUUCUCCCCGCGCGCGACGCGCGCGCAGAGGGCGGAGAAGCUCGCGAAAGCCGGCGGGAAGAAGAAGUGA
This is a messenger RNA of Micromonas pusilla CCMP1545, 2781 nucleotides long. RefSeq lists its product as uncharacterized. The record is from RefSeq and is a predicted model, not a curated record. Lineage: Eukaryota; Viridiplantae; Chlorophyta; Mamiellophyceae; Mamiellales; Mamiellaceae. The transcript is spliced from 2 exons. Gene Ontology annotation, biological process: regulation of translation. Gene Ontology annotation, cellular component: nucleolus. Gene Ontology annotation, molecular function: mRNA binding. The coding region runs from base 1 to 2781 and encodes 926 amino acids.